Hippopotamus amphibius kiboko is the source of this 1088-nucleotide messenger RNA. It is a transcript of the gene HAPSTR2, whose product is annotated as HUWE1 associated protein modifying stress responses 2. Bases 76 to 906 code for a protein of 276 amino acids. The transcript has a single exon. NCBI's taxonomy places the organism in Eukaryota, Metazoa, Chordata, Mammalia, Artiodactyla, Hippopotamidae. The record is from RefSeq and is a predicted model, not a curated record.
GUGAGGUGGAGGUAGAGGAGCAAGAGUAGGCUGAGAAGGCGGCGAUAGAGGAGAGGAGCGGCCAGAAGAAGGAGGAUGGAGGAGCAGCCGAAGGAGGGCGAGGCCGAGGUCGCGGAGCCCUGGUUCUCUAAGUGGGAGCGCCAAUGCCUGGCCGAGGCCGAGCAGGAAGAGGAGCUGCCCCCCGAUCUGCAGGAGGAGGCGGCCCCUGAGGCGGCGGGGCUCAAGAGCGAGCAGCAGAAGCUGUGGCACCUCUUCCAGAUCUCAGCCACCGCCGUGGCCCAGCUCUACAAGGAUACGGGGUGCCAACAGCCAGGACUCUCCAUGUGGGACCCCUUCCAGAAUGCGGCCAUGGCCGUAACCAGCCUCUACAAGGAGAGCGGGCAUGCCCACCAACGAAGUUUUGACCUGGGCAUCCAGGUUGGCCACCAGCGUCGCCUCAAAGAUGUGCUGGAAUGGGUGAAAAAGGGCCGGAGCACCAUCCUCCGUGAAGAUUUGAUUAGCUUUCUGUGUGGUAAAGUGCCCCCCGCGCCUCCGCCGCCGCGCACCCCGAGGGCGCCCCCGAAGCCACCCGCCGGGGCCCCCAGCCACUCCGCGACCACCGAAUCCGGCCCUUCGGUGGACGUCGACCUGCAGCCGUUCCACGAGGCCAUCGCCUUGCACGGCCUCAGUGGCGCCAUGGCCAGCAUCAGCGUGCGAUCUGGCGCGCCCGGCUCCCCGCCUCAAGCCAGCGGUGUGGCCAGCGGCGGCCGCCGAAGAAGUAGCUUCCUCGAGGAUGCAUCGAACCCCAUCGACUCCGAAGAACUGGCCCUCCGCCUGGACAGUGGGGGGACCCGCAAGCGCACCUCGGCCCAGUGCAGUGAUGGCAACACAGACUCCCCAAGCCACAAGCGUAACCGAAUGGUCUAAACUGGUUGAAACUGUCUCACGGGUCGUUCAGGCGCCAUAUUGCUCGACCAUCAACUUGCUCGUCAAAAGGGUCCUCGAGCCGAUUUCUUCCUUCUCUAAGUUAAACAAAGAUUUGUAUCAGUUUGUCACAAAGAAACUUUAAAAGUAUUCCAGCAAAGGUCUCGUAUGACUCUGACUUUCCC